Molecule: messenger RNA, 1241 nt
Organism: Drosophila gunungcola (fruit fly)
Lineage: Eukaryota; Metazoa; Arthropoda; Insecta; Diptera; Drosophilidae
Product: EARP and GARP complex-interacting protein 1
Exons: 2
Coding region: 75-1223 (382 amino acids)
Biological process (GO): protein ubiquitination
Molecular function (GO): protein binding
Source: RefSeq, a predicted model, not a curated record
UAUACGUUUUCGUUUACCUUCCGUACGUUACCCAUUUCAUCCCAAAAUCAAAACAUUAAGCUUAACUUGAGAAAAUGGAUGAAAAUAGCUUGAUCUAUGGUCUAGAACUCCAGGCCAGGGCACUAACGCCUCAAUAUGGUGAGAGCAACGAUGUGUGCUUUUUUAUAGCCACCAACUCCCUGAAACCCACGAAUCAAGUGCAUUUAAUUCAGUACGAGGAGGAACAGGGAACUGUGCAAUCAAAGGUCUUCGAACAUGCCCUGGGUGAAGUGUGGAAACUAAAUAGCUGCCCUCAUAAUGCGCGCCUGCUGGCCUCCGUCUAUAAUGUCCAAAAAGGAGCUCAAGUGCUCACCCAAUCGGCCUUAUUAACUCUGCCAGAGGAUUUGAAUCCGGAUCCGGAGCAACUAAAGUCGGAAUACCUGCCGUGGCAGCAGGUGGAGGUCUUGGAAGCCCCCGGAGAACGUGUGAAAACCAUCGAAUUCCAUCCCAGCCAGGAGCAGACAAUCGCCUGUGUGGUGGACAACAAGGUGGCGGUGAUGCAGAGGGCAGAAUCCUCCACCCGUGUGGUGGCCGAGGUGCCCACCAGCGGAUCCUCCAGUGGAUCAGCCAAGCACACGCUUCACUUCACCACGGGCAAGUGGUCGCAUCACCACCAGGGACACCAGUUCCUCACCCUCCACGAUGGCCAUCUGAGUGCCUACGAUGUGCGGGACACGCAGCACUGUGCCUGGAGCAUCAGCGAUGCCCACGGGCAGAUGGUGCGCGACCUGGACUGCAAUCCUAACAAGCAGUGCCACCUGGUCACCGGCGGGGACGAUGGCUACCUGAGGAUCUGGGACUGCCGGAUGCCCAAGGCUCCGGUCUUCGAACGCUCCGAUCACUCGCAUUGGGUGUGGUCCGUGCGCUUCAACACAUUCCACGACCAGCUGCUCCUCUCCAGCUCCAGUGACUGCAAGGUGCUGCUCACCUGCGCCGGAUCCGUGAGUUCGGAAACUCAGGUCCAGGCGGGACUAGAUGACUCCAAUUUCAGUGGGGUAGAGCCCGAGGAGAGGCACAAACUCUUGCCAGAUGGACUGCUGCAAACAUUCGAUCAGCACGAGGACUCUGUUUACUGCGCGGAAUGGAGCAAUGUGGAUCCCUGGAUCUUCGCUUCCCUCAGCUACGAUGGGCGCGUAAUAAUCUCCAAGGUGCCCAAGCAGUACAAGUACCAGAUUAUAUUUUAAGACAUUUACUUCUUAAGU